This is a messenger RNA of Peromyscus leucopus (white-footed mouse), 10302 nucleotides long. It is a transcript of the gene Agap1, whose product is annotated as ArfGAP with GTPase domain, ankyrin repeat and PH domain 1. The coding region runs from base 478 to 3885 and encodes 1135 amino acids. Gene Ontology annotation, molecular function: GTP binding; GTPase activity; GTPase activator activity. The record is from RefSeq and is a predicted model, not a curated record. Gene Ontology annotation, cellular component: nucleus. The transcript is spliced from 20 exons. Lineage: Eukaryota; Metazoa; Chordata; Mammalia; Rodentia; Cricetidae.
CCCUCGACCGACCGCGGCCGGCGCAGCAACCCGCGCGUCCCGAUCCCCGGGAGAGGCGGAGGCUGCGGGACCGCCGAGCUGUGCAGGAAAAGGCCGUGGGAUGCGCUUGGGCCCCGCGCCCUAGACAAUGAAGCCGCGGGCACCGCCGCCCGCAGUGGGCCCUGCGCGCCCAGGCCGCACCUGCCGGCGAGGCGGGUUCCGCGCCUGAGCGCCCGCCCGGCCCCCCAUGGCUCGGCUCCCCGGGCGCGGACCCCGGCACUCGGGCCGCGUGGCGCGCGGGCGGGCGGACUCCAGGGGCGCUGUUCCCGCAGCCUAAGCGCGGGCCUCGCUGCGCGCGGGGGGCGUGGGCGCCGCUCCCUGCCGGCCCGGGCUCUGCACCUGGCCGGCUCUGCGCCCGCGGCGCGCGUCCCGACGGCCGGCGGCGCUGGAUGCAGUCGGGCCUGGGAGAGCGGCGCGGCGGCCGCGGCCCCUGGGGACAUGUACCUGCUGGACGGCAGCGGCGAGCCCGCGUCGCCGCCCGCGGACGCGAUGCCGCGCGGGACGCCCCCCAGGAAGACCGUCUACCGCAUCUCGGUGACCAUGGUCAGGAAGGAGCAGCUGGCCGCUCCUGUUCCGCGCCCCGCUCGGCGGCCCCGGCCCGCACGUUCUCCGGACGCGCCCGGGCGGCUGGAAGAGGAGGCCGAGGAGGCGGCGGCUGAGGAUCCUGAGGCCGGGCCGCGCGCCUGGGACUUCCGCGCUUUCCGCACACGCAGCACCGGACAGCUGGAGCUCGGGCGGCUGCGGCCAUGCACACGCGGCGCGGAGCCCGCGGACCUGAUGGGAAGCCCCUCGGCCGAGGGACCCAGCAGCCCCGAUGGGGAGGAGGCUCGGGCCGCGCCCCUGCGGCGGAGCCUCAGCUUCAGGCACUGGAGCGAGCCCGAGGCGCCGCGGAGCCCUGCGCUGAGCGGCGGGAGGCGCCACAGCAGCUCCGGGAGCCUGGCAUGGGCGCCUGAUGACGAGGUCGAGGCUGAGGUCGUCCCGGAGCCGGUGGCCGGAGCGCAGCCCGCGACGGAGAAGCGCAACACCUUGGAUGUAGGCGAGGUGCUCAGCAAGAACGAUGCGCUCUCGGACCUGGAGCGCUGGGAGCGCAGCAAGAGCAAGAACCGCACGCUGGACAACAGCGACCUGCAGCGGCUAGAGCGUGCGCGGGCCGCGGCCGCUGGCCCUGGGGCAGCCUCGGAGCACCGGCUGCUGCGCUUCUUCAGCGGCAUCUUCGCGCGCAGGGACGGCGGGCCCUCACCCCGCAGCGGUGCCCUGCGCUCCCGCGGUUACUUCAGCCUGCGGAGGGCCCCGGCCGACACACAUUCGUCCAGCGCAGAGAGCAUCGAGGGGUCCCCGCGCAGAGAUGCUUUCGUGAACAGCCAGGAAUGGACACUCAGCCGAUCUGUACCGGAGCUCAAAGUGGGAAUUGUGGGUAACUUGGCCAGUGGCAAGUCUGCACUGGUGCACCGGUACCUGACUGGCACAUACGUGCAGGAGGAGUCUCCAGAAGAUAUGGACGCAGGUGGCAGGUUCAAGAAGGAGAUUGUGGUGGAUGGCCAGAGUUAUCUGCUGCUGAUUAGGGAUGAAGGGGGCCCCCCUGAGGCACAGUUUGCCAUGUGGGUGGAUGCGGUCAUUUUUGUCUUCAGCUUGGAGGAUGAGAUCAGUUUCCAGACUGUCUACCAUUACUACAGCCGAAUGGCCAACUACAGGAACACCAGCGAGAUCCCACUCGUGCUGGUGGGGACCCAGGAUGCCAUAAGUUCCACCAACCCGAGGGUCAUCGAUGACGCCAGGGCGCGGAAGCUCUCCAAUGACCUGAAGCGGUGCACGUACUACGAGACGUGCGCCACCUAUGGGCUCAACGUGGAGCGGGUCUUCCAGGACGUUGCCCAGAAGAUUGUUGCCACGAGGAAGAAGCAGCAGCUGUCCAUAGGCCCCUGCAAGUCCUUACCCAACUCUCCAAGCCACUCCUCUGUGUGCUCCGCCCAGGUGUCAGCCGUGCACAUCAGCCAGACAAGCAACGGAGGCGGCAGUUUAAGUGACUACUCCUCCUCCGUCCCCUCGACCCCGAGCACCAGCCAGAAGGAGCUUCGGAUCGACGUCCCCCCCACUGCCAACACCCCAACGCCUGUCCGGAAGCAGUCGAAGCGCAGGUCCAACCUCUUCACGUCUAGGAAAGGGAGCGACCCAGACAAAGAGAAGAAAGGCCUGGAGAGCCGCGCGGACAGCAUCGGGAGCGGGCGAGCCAUCCCAAUUAAACAGGGCAUGCUGCUGAAGCGAAGUGGCAAGUCGCUGAACAAAGAGUGGAAAAAGAAGUACGUCACCCUGUGCGACAACGGCGUGCUGACCUACCACCCCAGUUUACAUGAUUACAUGCAGAAUGUCCACGGCAAAGAGAUUGACCUCCUGAGAACCACUGUGAAAGUGCCAGGGAAGAGGCCGCCCCGAGCCACAUCAGCCUGUGCGCCCAUCUCCAGUCCCAAAACCAAUGGCCUGUCCAAGGACAUGAGCAGUUUACACAUCUCACCAAAUUCAGGGAAUGUCACUAGUGCGUCUGGGUCUCAGAUGGCAAGCGGCAUCAGCCUGGUCUCCUUCAACAGCCGGCCCGACAGCAUGCACCAACGCUCCUACUCAGUCUCCAGUGCCGACCAGUGGAGUGACGCUACCGUCAUUGCAAACUCCGCCAUCAGCAGUGACACGGGGCUGGGUGACUCGGUGUGUUCCAGCCCAAGUAUCUCCAGCAGCACCAGCCCCAAGCUUGACCCGCCCCCCUCCCCCCACGCCAACAGAAAGAAACACCGGAGGAAGAAAAGUACCAGCAACUUCAAGGCUGACGGGCUCUCGGGCGCAGCUGAAGCCAAACGCAAAGCAUGGAAACUAAACCGUGUUGGUAGCCUGCGCAACAUAUACAGCAGCAGCAGCACCAACACCGAAGAGCAAGAAGAAAACUUUGAGUUUAUCAUUGUGUCCCUCACUGGCCAGACGUGGCACUUUGAAGCUACCACGUACGAGGAGCGAGACGCCUGGGUCCAAGCCAUCGAGAGCCAGAUCCUAGCCAGCCUGCAGUCCUGCGAGAGCAGCAAGAAUAAGUCCCGACUCACCAGCCAGAGCGAGGCCAUGGCACUGCAGUCCAUCCGGAACAUGAGAGGGAACUCCCACUGUGUGGACUGUGACGCCCAAAACCCUAACUGGGCCAGUUUGAACUUGGGAGCCCUCAUGUGCAUCGAGUGCUCAGGGAUCCACCGGAAUCUUGGCACCCACCUCUCUCGGGUCCGAUCUCUAGAUCUUGAUGACUGGCCCAUGGAGCUGAUCAAGGUGAUGUCGUCCAUCGGGAAUGAGUUGGCCAACAGCGUGUGGGAAGAGAGCAGCCAGGGACGGACAAAACCCUCUUUGGACUCCACAAGGGAAGAGAAGGAACGAUGGAUCCGGGCCAAGUAUGAACAGAAACUCUUCCUGGCCCCCCUGCCAUGUACAGAGUUCUCCCUGGGCCAGCAGCUGCUGCGGGCCACUGCGGAGGAAGACCUGCGGGCCGUCAUCCUGCUCCUGGCCCACGGCUCCCGGGAUGAGGUGAAUGAGACCUGUGGGGAAGGAGACGGCCGCACGGCACUGCACCUGGCCUGCCGCAAGGGCAGCGUGGUCCUGGCUCAGCUGCUAAUCUGGUACGGGGUGGACGUCAUGGCUCGCGACGCCCACGGGAACACGGCACUGGCCUAUGCCCGGCAGGCCUCCAGCCAGGAGUGCAUCGACGUGCUGCUCCAGUACGGCUGCCCGGAUGAGCGCUUCGUGCUCAUGGCUACCCCCAACCUGUCCCGGAAGAACAACAGCAGGAACAACAGUGGUGGGAGGGCGCCCAGCAUCAUCUGAGCUCAGCCAGCCCUGCACCUGGGGUCCCGCGCCCGCCCGCCCGCUCCGGACUGCUCCGGACUGCUCCGGACUGCUCCGGACCGCUCCGGACCGACUGUCGGCACAGCACGUGAGUCCCUCAGUUCCCUCCCUCCUCCUGGUGGUCACCUCCACCCACCUGCCACUCACACACCCCACCCGAAGUCUCCAAACCCGGACAUCCUCAAGGGGAGAAGAGGAGGCUGGAGGCCACAGCACUGAACCCUUUCCCCACACUCCGGAAGCAGCGCAGGAGGGACCAGAACCUCGCGGCUCUGAGGAUAGCACACGGCGGGGGACCCCUGUUCCGGUGACCGGGAGCACAGGGCGAGGGGUAGCAGCAAGGAGAAGGGGCAGCUUCCCCUAACUGGCAGUUAAGCACAUCAGUACAUUUCACCUCGACCAAAAGGAGGCUUGGCUUUCACGUCUUCUCGGGGGAGCUUGACGGCAUAAAUCAGCAGCAAGCACAGUUUGUCAGGUCUGAAGCCCCUAUGAUGGUAGGUGUCAAAUCAGUUGUAGCUAAUCUGUCCAGGGAGAAUACUGGCUUCAUUACACUCGUACAGUCGGGUUCCUCCAGCAUUACCGCUGUUUAAUAGAACGUGAUUAGUCAUCACCGGGAAGAAGGCAUAUUAGCCGAGGAGGUAGUUACACGGCACGCUCCGGUGAUUGCCACGAUGUGAUUGCAGUGCGCUUAGAAGCAUCAUAUUAUCCCAGACAUGUCUCUCCAGCCCUUGGAGCCCUCCUUUCUAAAUUCACUGUCAUAAUUUAGUAUCUGUUUAAUUUUUCAGCCCAAAGAGAGGAAAUCAGUUGCCGGGUAUUAUUUGACUGCAAUCCUCCUCCCUUGGUGCAAAAACAAAGUGGAAAAAAAAUAAAUAAAUAAGAAUAACUUGGAAAUUCAAAAAGAAAUCAUGAAUCCAGCUGAAAAUAGCUUCUCAAGUAUGCUCCAAAACUAAGUAAAUAUAGAAAAUGCUAUUUUUUCCCCUAAGAGAGAUUUUCUGUCCUUUGACCACAAGGGAUACGUCAGGCCUCAGUCACUCCCGAUCCACAAGGUCUGAGUUACCCGCGUUUCUGUCGUAGAGAAGAUGUGUGAAAAUCUAUUUGAAUAAAAGAAGUUCAUAAAUAUGCAUUGAUUUUUGUGCAGACAAAUAGCACCUCUGUUAAUUUAUAAAUUGAGCUGGAUGGGAACUAAUAAUGUGCAACUAGUUGAGAUCAGAGGGUUACAGAUCAUUGUGCAUGGGAAGUGCCCCCCAGCAGUAAACACUUCCAUUAAUGUGAUAAACAGCUUUUUUAAAGGUGCAUAUCAGAAUAAAAUGGGGUACAAUUUGUUUAUUAAAAUCAGGAAGGGAAGGGGGGAGGGGAAGGAGCGUCUGAGUCCUCAUCCCAAAGCCAGGAUUUAGAGCCGAGACCACUCUUCCCAAGCAAAAGUGAGGGGCUGUGGCAAGAAGGGGUGAUUUGGGGAACACCAGCCCCAUAAAGGCACCCUGUGAGUGGCUGCUGACCGCUCUGGGGCAGCCGGCUCCUGAGAGCCUGUGGACUCUCCGGUCCACCCCGUCUGUUUCUAACAGGAUGACUGGUUUGCCAUUGUGGGCCACCUUCAGCAUGGCGGUCAAGAACACCAAACCGUGACACUAUUUAGUUUAAAAAAAAAAAUGAGGGAGCAGCCUUGCCCGAGAGCCCUCGUGGCGGCGUGGCGGGGAGAAGGCCAGCACACUGGGGGACAGGACACUGGGCAGAGCCACCCCUGGUACCUGUGGAGAGGCUCCUUGCUCUCAUAUACUGAACUUUAUAUUUUGUAAGAGUUUUUCCUCUUCUUUCACUUUUUAAAAAAAAGAAUUUAAGUAGAUGGGAACAGAAGUAAAGCCUUGCACAGCAUUUCUCUGUGGGUAAGUGUCUUGUGGAGACCUCCAGUCUCAACACAGCUGGAACUGACCGGUGUCCAAAAACACGUCACAGGUGCGAAAGCCACAGGUCUGAGACUCCUGAGCUCAGUGCCACAAGCCCUCCAUCUGGUUUUUCAUCCUGCUCUCCACCACUGUGUUGUUACUCCAAAUGUGAAUAGAGAAAACAAGCUGUCAUUGCCUAUUUUUGAAGAAUGCAUUAGCAUCCGACCCUGCAGUCCACAUUCGCCUCCACGUAGCCUUUACCAUAGACGUCUGUAGAGAACACAGCUAGAGUUUAAAGAGAUUCUUAAAUUAUUUCAGUGUAGUUGAUUCCCACUAUGGGAGUGCUUUUAUCACCGGGGAGCCAACUGCAGGAAGGACGUGGGACCCUUCCUCCAGCUUCUCUUGGGGUGUAUAUGAGUGUGUACAUAUUCUUAUGUGUUUAUAAUAGGAUAUUUUCCCGAAUGACUCCUUGUUCCACAUCGCCCUCCACUGCCUGAAUGCUCAGUUGCUCGCUCUGGUCCCCUCCCUCCCUCCUCCCUGCCUCCCUCCCUGCCUCCCUCCUUCCCUCAGUCACUCGGACAUCAUCAGCUCUUCCUCAGAACACGGCCCCUGCCCUGCAGUGUGAGCUGGGCUGGCCUGUCCAGGAGGCAGCCCACCUCUCCUAAGCCUGAGUCUUGACAACAGAGAAUGGUGAGAGGGGCCUCUAGAGCUUUCUGUGCAGAUAAAGGAGAGAGGCGGCCUAGCCUGCGCCUCUAUUUCCCCUCCGGAUCCGAGUCCUUCCCUCAAUGACAAGCUUCUUUCUCUCAUUUUCCAGCUGACACCAAGGCAGAGGUCAAACAAGGAUGAGGGGUGUGGGGAAGGGAGUUGGGGUUUUUGUGGAAAACUCCGCCACAGUCAGCACUUCCUUCAGCGUGAGACACUUUUUAAGGAGCACGUCAGAAGAAGGUGGUCCGGUGGACUUACUAAAAUCAAGACAGGAAGUGGGACAAGUCAGAGAAGCAGGUUAAGGGGAAGGAGCAUGGGAACGCUCCUUCCGGAUGCAGUGUUAGAGCUGAGACCCCUUCUCCUCCAGGAGCGAGGGCCUCUGGGAAGUGACGGAUGUGAGAAGCCCCCUGCAAACCAUGCAAGCUUUUGUGCUCCAGGCGAAUUUCCUCUCUUGUUGAGACGUAGUCAGCUGGGGGCCGACAGCAAACAGGCCUGCGACUUGUCCAUCACCUGUCCUGGGGAGGUGGUCUAGCCUGUGGCUACCUCAGCUGAACUCCUGAUGUCCUCCCCAGGCCUGUGAACAGUAUCGGGAGGAAAGUGAAGCCCUCCUUACUCUCCCCACUUCUGAGAAAGCCCCCCCCCCAAUUUGUCUUGCUUUACAGAGAAGAGCUGAGCACCGCUCUCCUACCAUCCCCAAGUGUCACUCAAGCCUGAAAUGAGCCUCCUGUCCUCCAGCCUUGUCCCUCUGCUGUUGGCUCAUCAAAUCUCCUCCCUGCAGCUCCCACGAGGCUGCUGGGACACGCGUGCACACACACACACACACACACACACACACACACACACACACGCGCGCGCGCGCUGUCAGUGCGCUGUUCCCAUUAACUUUGAGGAUCAUAGCACCUCGGGCCCUGGGCUUCACUGCCCCAACUGUCCCCAGAAGAGCAUGGUCGGAGCGCUCUGUGGCAUCCUCCUGCUCUGUCAAGCCCCACGGUGCUCUUAGUUGCCGAGGUUGCCACCAUCCUUCCCUGUAUUUAGGCUAUUUGAUGGCUGAGAUGGGCAAUCUCCAUCGCUCCUGGGGACCCUACAGCACCACAGCGAGGAGGAGGAGGACGAGGAGGAGGAGGAGGAGGAGGAGGAGGAGGAGGCGGCUUGCGAUCAGGGCCUCCAAGCUGCCGGGAGCCUGAGGUUUUUGAGAGGCAAGCCCAUGCCUUUUGGUGGGCUCUCCUUAGCUCUUCCGUUUCCAUCGGUCACACCCUACAAGGUCCCUGAGGCUUUGCCAGAACCACGUCAGGGUUGUAUUUAUGGCUUUGAAGCAAACAAAUUGAAAAGCAGUCAGGGAAGGGAUUUACAGAAAUGUGACACCGAUGAACAUCUUUCCUUUAAAAAAAAAAAAACAGUUUAUCCCCCACUGCUUCUGUUGGGAAGGCACAGCUGGAGAUGAUUCCACUCCUGUCACUCACCGGAAGCUGUCAGGGCCACUGGUAUCCCGUGCGACCUUCUCUUCCAUUGUAUCUUUUGGAUUCUAAAUGGCCCCACCCCUGCCAGGCCUGGCUGGCACACAGCGGACAGAUGGACGGACGGACGGACGGACGGGAGAACCACGCGAUCCAGCUGUUUGUGUCUGGCCUGUUUGGGGGCCUUCUCUUUUAAAGCACUGAGGUAGCUGGGUUUGGGGCCAAAGCGUAACAUUCCUCCUUGAGGGGAGAGAAAGGGAGGGAGGGCCAGGGCCCAGCUCCUCUCUGCAGCCCAGGUCCUCAGGCUUUCAUUCCCACCCCUGGAACAUCUGUAAGAGAAGCCAGCACCCAGAGUCAGGGCUUAUCCUCAGGAGGAAAGAAACCGCCGGCCAUCUGGACCUUAAUGUUUCAGGACACAGUCUCUCCCUGCUCAGAACUCCUGGCCUGUGGGGCUUCUUCAGAUGCUAAGAUUUCUGUUGAGUUCCUGUGCCUGCUGCUCUUUAGACAUUGGUUUGCACCCUGAGUCAGAGUUGAGAGAGAACAUUUCAUCGUAGAUGAUUCUAAACAGCCAACAAAGCUUACGUCCUUCGGUUUUAGCAGACCCAGGUCAGGUGUGUUUCCGUGCCAUCCACCCGGUGACCCCCUGCCCCAGGCAAUGCGCAGGGAGGCCUGUGGAGAAGCUGCCCCCUUCCCCUCACCCCAAGAGGCCUGUUUUCCUGUAGAAGAGCAGUAUUUAGUUUGGGGUUUGCUCCUGUCUGGUGAAGGCGUUCUGAACUGAGGCCUCUUCCGUAGUGAGCCUCGGGUGGGUGUGGCACCCAGCACAGGCUGCCGCUUUGGGUCCCAGCAAGUGGCCUUGGUGAGUGAGAGAGGUCAGCUCAGGGCUUGUCUUUAUUUUGCUGGGCACAUGGCAUCUGCAGGGGACCCCCUGGGGGUCAUGAAUCAAGCCAUAGGAUGGACUCUCCUGCCAUAGGGGAGGACUGAUCUGGAAUUCUGUGUGCAGGGAAUUACAUAGCCUUUGUCUUGUUGUGGGUGAGAUGAAGGAACCAAGAGGUGUGAGUGGGUGGGGGGUGGGAUUAGGCCCAGAGGAGAGUCCCUUGGCACGCUGCUGCUAGGAACCCUAGGAACCCAUCCUAGGAUCACAUUGUACCCCAAUGUCCAGGUUCAGGACUGUAGCCACAGGAGCCCAAAUAUUCGUGUGGUUGUUAGAGAGGGCUCUCAAAUGCUUGCAAAAAGACACACUUAGCAAACUGCUGGGUGGGUCGUGUGGACUAAUGGAGGGCAUUGAGGAGAAAGACCUAUGUAGCCCAGAACAGAACUGUAAACAGCCCUCUAUCCAUAGCUGAGAGGCUGGCAAGACACCGGACCCACCUGCCUCUUCAGGAUGGGCAGAGAAGGGGCCAAGGGUGCUGUGCAGUCCACAUGUGGCUUCCAGUACCUGCUCUGGCACGCACAUUUUGCUCACCUACCAGGUCCUGAAGUUUUCUUACCCAGGUGGUACUGAGGGUACCCAGGGCAGCCGAGUGGAGACCUGGCUUUUGUGUGACAGGCAGACAAAAGAUACUUUCAAAACGUCCCUGUGACCAGAAAAGAAAGACAUCUGCACCUUCCUAUUGAAAAUAACCCUCCUCUUAUACCUAAAAACCAUCCCUUCCCUUCCCCACAUUGUGGGGUUUUUUGUUUGGUGUUUUGUUUUGUUUGGGGGGGGGUGAUAGUUUUCUUCUAAAAUGUAUCAGUUCUCAAGAUGAGAACUGGUCCACCAGCCCUGAGAACUGGAAGGGUGUUGAGCUCCAGGAAGGCACAGGAGGUGGCUGGCCCCUACAGUGGCCCGAGGCUGGACCUGCAGAGGACAGAGUCCCCGGCAUCCUCUCUUGCCCUCUUCCCAUCCUUCCCCCCAGGUCCCCCGAGUCCUCAUCUUGCCACAGGAGCAUCUUUGCAAAGAGAAAACCCAGGGCAAGGCAGGGUACCAAUGGCACAUUUCUGGGUGGGAACAAAGAAGGCCACCUCACCUGCCUAGACCCAUCUAGAAGGCUGAAGCACAGUGGGGGCUUCUCCGAAGGGGGGGGUCCGUCUGGGGCAUUUUGAUAUUACCUCAUUCCAUAACUCCAUGUUUCCGAUGACCGAUGGCUUUAUUUAUGCUGUUUGUCCUGUAAUUAAACCAUCCACAGACAUCCUCUCCGCUCGUCUGUUCAUGCGACCUUGUUCGGGUUCAAUCUGCUGGUUUGGAUUUUCUUGCCUUGGGAUUUUGUGUCAGCUGUACAGUAUUCUAAGGGGAAAAGCAAAGGAAAAGUGUGUAAAGUAAUGGAGAGAGGUGGUUAUAGUGUAGAGACCUCUUUCUAAUAAAGAAAUGAAAAUAUGUA